Messenger RNA from Pochonia chlamydosporia 170, 2052 nucleotides. RefSeq lists its product as hypothetical. The coding region runs from base 1 to 2052 and encodes 683 amino acids. NCBI's taxonomy places the organism in Eukaryota, Fungi, Ascomycota, Sordariomycetes, Hypocreales, Clavicipitaceae. The record is from RefSeq and is a predicted model, not a curated record. The transcript has 5 exons.
AUGGCCGAGAAGUAUCAUAAUCCAAAAUAUGACGAUGAGUUCAUGAUGGGCAUUGAUCCCAACACUGCUUCCUUCCCCUUGGCGAUGCCGGAUGGAGACCGAUACUACGAAUACAAGCGUGAGCUUUUGACAGAGAGGGCAUUGUACAUGAGUCUAUUGAGGAACGGCAGAUGUGACGAGAAUACAAUCGGCAUCUCAAGGGCUACAUAUGCCUACAUGUGGUAUCAAUGGGCGAAGACAGGUAGUCUCCUUUCUUUUACCCCGGACGAGGCAAUCGACGAAAGGUCGAUGAAAGGGGUAUACGAAUGGCGGAGAAGAAACCGCGAAAUGGCCAAGGUGUUGUUUCAUCAGAGUGCCUCCGACGAGGUCAAAAGAAAAUGGCAGGAUAAAAAGGAUGCCACGGACAAGCUACUUCAAUACUUCAACGCAGGAACUCCCGAGGGUUUGAAAAAGGUACAAGAAAUUAUCCGGGGUGUCGAUGGCACAAACUACAUGCCCUCUCCAAAUGCUAUUACUGGUCAGGUGUUUAAAUGUUUGGCUCAGAACUAUGAGUCUUUGACUGCCAUAGAGCCGUUUGACAAGGCUUUCGAGAAGCAGAACGAUUCUUUGAGAGUCAAGAAGUAUUUCGAUGACAACCAGACCUAUAUGAUCAUGCGGACGCAUCAGUUCUUCCUAGCGGACCAGCCGAGUCCUUAUGCGGACUUGAUCAAGGAUGGAAUGGAAUUUGUGGUUUCUAUGAUUCCAUAUCUUGGAAAUGCCGUUGCUGUUGGUGAAAUCAGCUCAGGGCGAGAAUUGUUUGGUAGAUCGCUUAGCAAUAGGGAGCGCCUGGUGAUGUUGGCUUUCCUCAUCCUUCCAUUCAUAGGCAAGCUUGCCAAGUUUGGCAAAUCCUUGUAUUCUACAUCUCGACUGAUGUUACUCUAUGGAGGAGAAGCUCGCAUCUGGGAGAGUGCGAUGCAACGAAGCAUAAAAGCUAGCGCCAAUAUCACUGACCUUGCCAAGGUGGCAUCCAUCGAGAAAGAAGUCUUCCAGGCUUCGAAGUUACCAGGUGCGAGAUCCGAGACCCUCAUCAAGCUACAAAUAGACGCAGCAGACGGCUUUAUAGAAAUUAUGAGAAGUAAACUGGUACCUAGGGCGAUGAAUCCUCUCAUGCGGAACUUUUGGAGCACCUUGCAGGCGAAAUACCCAGCCAUCAUGGGAAAACUGGACGAGUUCGCAAUUGAAAGGCUUGGAAAUAUAGUACUUGGAUCUAAAUACCCAGUAGGCGAGAUCAAGGGAAAGCUACUUGAAGAGCUAAUCGAGUCAAGAAUCGUCCCGUGGCUGAACAGGGUAGGCGGGACCUUUGCUCUUGGUGUGGCUUGGGCGGGUCAGAAAUUGAAAUUUGCCCCUGGUCAUCUUGUCACCGAUUUACUCGCCGGCGCGAAACAGACUUUCACUGACGGCAUUCUGUUUUAUGAAGAAAAUUUUCUUGUCCACAUCGUCGCGGUGUUUGAAGCAAAGUCAGGAAGGUUUUUUUCAGGGAGGCUUGCUCAAAAUGAAAUUAAGCCGGUGAGGGCCUUUGAAGAGCUGGAAAAGUUUCAGCAGCAGAGGCUGCUGAAGGCAGCAAAGAGCGAGCUCGGAGCAGCUGCCUUCGCAAAACGGAACAAAGCAGCAGCAAUUGGCGAACAGAUACUUGCAGGCAACCUCGAAGCCACCCAGGCUGAGAUCCGCGCAUAUGCCAUCAAGACAUACGAAGAUGUCGCAGCUGACGCCUCCGGCCAGAUUGAGCGCGACCUCCGCCGACUCACAACGCCCAAGAGAGGUGCAGACUAUGUUGAACUCUGGAUCCAGGGUAAAAGUUGUCGAGUUGCCCCGAUAACGAAAGAAACCACGAAGUUUUUCGCCAUUCUUCCCGACGAUGUAGCCGCCAUCUCCGAGGAUGUUCUCAGUGUAUUGAAGAAGAAAGGGUUCUUUAUUGAAGGUAUCGGGGCAGGAAUCGUACAAAGCGAACUGGAGACCAUUGCGAAGGAGAUACAUGAGACGGUACAGGCUAAUCCAGAGCUGAUUGAUCAGUAG